UCAGGCAGCGCCGCAAACCUCGACUGCGGCUACACCGCCCCGCACACGCUCGACGUCGUCAUCAGCAUGUACGACGAGCCCAUAUCGAGCAUCGAAGCCAUCUCCAGCGCUCUAGCCGGCAUCCCCGCCUUCAGCGCCCUCGACGCCCCGCCCCGCCUGCACAUCUACACCAAGCACAACGGCACCGAUCCCGAGCAGCUCAAAGAAGCCACAGGCGCGCACGCCGUGACGCGCCUCCCCAACGUCGGCCGCGAGGGCCACACCUACCUGCACCACAUCCUCUCGCACUGGGACGCCCUCGCACACCAAACCCUCUUCCUGCAGGCCGAGCCGCACUACCUUUCCCAAGCCUUCGCGCGCCUAGACGCCGCAUACACCCCCGCCACCGGCAUGAUCUCCCUCGGCGACAGCGGGUACACGUGCGCGUGCGGCGCGUGCGGCGACCUCAACUGGCACGACACGGCCGGCACCAUCGCCCAAGUCUACGAAGCCGUAAACAGCAACCGCACCUGCGCCCCCGGCAAGCGCGUCCUCCUCUCAUACCGCGGCCAGUUCCUCGCGUCGGCGGCGCGGAUCCGUGGAGUGGGGCGCGGCGUGUACGAGGGCCUGAACUGGACGCUUACGGCGCCGGAGAGCUGGGCGUGGGGGGACGAGUGGCGCUUCGAUGAGAGGGAGAAUAGUGCCAAUGCCCCGCAGUUUGGCUAUACCCUGGAAAGACUGUGGAACGUUCUUAUGCAGUGUGCGGAG
This is a messenger RNA of Aplosporella prunicola CBS 121167, 747 nucleotides long. RefSeq lists its product as uncharacterized. The transcript has a single exon. Lineage: Eukaryota; Fungi; Ascomycota; Dothideomycetes; Botryosphaeriales; Aplosporellaceae. The record is from RefSeq and is a predicted model, not a curated record. The annotation marks the transcript as partial.